Messenger RNA from Sphaerulina musiva SO2202, 2171 nucleotides. Its product is annotated as kinesin-domain-containing protein. The transcript has 2 exons. Gene Ontology annotation, molecular function: ATP binding; microtubule binding; microtubule motor activity. The record is from RefSeq and is a predicted model, not a curated record. Gene Ontology annotation, biological process: microtubule-based movement; mitotic spindle organization. Bases 144 to 1961 code for a protein of 605 amino acids. NCBI's taxonomy places the organism in Eukaryota, Fungi, Ascomycota, Dothideomycetes, Mycosphaerellales, Mycosphaerellaceae.
GUCCACUUGCAAGCAUGUGUUAGCAUUCAGACUCAGUUGUUGAAUGUAUAAGGUACUUCCAAUUUCCUUCAACUGCGGCAAUCUCGUCACUCCUGCACGGACACUCCCACCACACGGAGACACACGCAAACACAGAAUUAACAAUGCCUCGUGCGCUCACCACCCCCGACCUCUACCACCACUCCACUGCCAGCGCCCCGAGUCUUCGCAGUCGGACGCCCAUCGAUAUUGCCGACAUGCAGAGACCAUUCACGCCGCCCGAUGGCGACGGAGGCAACGUCAAGGUCGUCGUCAGAGUGCGCAAACACAUCAAGCGAGAAAUUGAGGCUGGCCAACCAUGCCUCGUGAGCAUGAACCCCGAGACUCAAGAAACGACAAUCCAGCCGCCCGACCUGACGGAUGAGCAACUGCGGCACUCGCGCAAGCAGUAUGAGGAGAAGAGUUUCACGUUCGACAAGUCCUUCUGGUCACAGAAUGAGGCCGACCCGCACUUCGCCAGCCAAAGCGACAUUUACAACUCGUUUGGCGAGGAGUUCCUGGAUCACAAUUUUGACGGCUACCACACAUGCAUCUUCGCCUAUGGGCAGACUGGCAGUGGCAAGUCAUACACCAUGAUGGGCACUCCGGACCAGCCAGGUCUGAUCCCCCGCACAUGUCGAGGACUGUUCGAGCGCGUGGAGUCGGAGCAGAGUGGCAGUAUAACAUACAACGUUCACGUCUCCUACUUUGAGAUCUACAACGAGCACGUCAAAGACCUGCUCACACCACGCACGAACCCCCCUACAUAUCUCAAGAUCAGAGAGAGUAAGGGAGAGGGUGUCUUUGUCCAAAAUUUGACAGAUGAAAAGGUCGAAAGCUACGAAGAUAUUGAGAGAAUCAUGAGGACUGGAGACCUAAAUCGGACUGUGGCAAGCACAAAGAUGAACGACACGUCUUCACGAUCACAUGCCGUCUUCACAUUGACACUCAAGCAAAUCCAGGCCGAUCUCUCGGACGACAGCACGAUCGAAAGAGUGGCGCGCAUGAGAUUGGUUGACUUGGCAGGAUCUGAGCGAGCAGGGAGGACUGAAGCUACUGGACAACGAUUGCGGGAAGGCGGCAACAUCAACCAGUCCCUUACUACUCUUGGCCGUGUCAUCGCUGCUCUCGCAGAUCCCAAGAGACAGCGUGCCACCCGCAUGACAGGACUGCAGAAUCAAACGAAGCGCCGUGCGGAAGUGGUGCCGUACAGAGACAGUGUCUUGACGUGGCUACUCAGAGAUUCGCUUGGUGGCAACAGCAAGACAGCGAUGGUGGCUUGUAUCUCACCAACUGACUACGAUGAGACGUUGUCGACCCUUCGAUACGCAGACCAGGCCAAGCGUAUUCGCACUAAAGCUCAUGUCAACCAGGACAACAAAUCCGCAGCAGAGCGCGACGCGCAGAUCAUGGAGAUGGCCGAGACAAUCAAGCAGCUGCAGCUCUCAGUAAACACUGCUGCGACUCGCAAGAGAGACGAGGCCGAUCGUGCCAGGGACGAGCUGGAAGACUACCAGCGACAAGUAGGCAAGAUGCAUCGCGCAAUGCAGGAGUCGAAAGCCGUCUCCGACACAAAGAUCCGUGCUUUGACGCAGGAAGUAGAAGAGCUCAGGCCCCAGAAUGAGGCGCUUCGAAUGGAGAUCGAGACAUUGCGACGCCAUCUGGCACUUGCGGUGGGCGAGUUGAAGAAUCCAAUAGUGCUCCCUGAAGCCUUCAUGGACAACGAGCAUGACGAGAAUUCAGUGUAUGAAGACUCCGAUCACGAUAGCGGCGUGGACGAUGGACUCUCUUACUCUGAAGAUCAGAAUGAAUUUGAGCACGAAAGCUGGCAGGCAGAUGUUGACGCGUUGCUGAAUGAUCUUGGCCUAUUCAAGAGGAAGGUGAUGGACGACAAAUCUCGCUUCCCUCAUCCCGACGUUGGAUCACAGGUCAGCACGGUCUGAAGGCAGUUCUGAUCGAAACCGAGUCACCGACGGCAUUGCACAGAAAGAUUAGAAUGGUGCGUACGAGACAUGAUCAAUGAGGUAAGCGUUGUUGCGCGGAGUUUGGGUAAGGCGUGAACCCUGGAAAUUAGCCCGCUUGACAUUGCCCAGCAAUGGAGGAACUUAGGUAGCUGAACGAGUGAAUGAUAUGUUCAUACCAGACUAUACAAU